Molecule: messenger RNA, 697 nt
Organism: Eucalyptus grandis
Lineage: Eukaryota; Viridiplantae; Streptophyta; Magnoliopsida; Myrtales; Myrtaceae
Exons: 3
Coding region: 53-388 (111 amino acids)
Source: RefSeq, a predicted model, not a curated record
GUUUAUGUGCAAAAAUACUUUAUUCCUUAUCUGUUUCUUUUUCUUAUGAGACAUGGACACGAUUGAGAUUGACUUAUCCGACCACUGUCUGCCCUUCAAUGCAAGAAAAGAAGAUCGAGCAUACUUGAACCAAACACCUCGUGAAUCUAUUGCACGUUGCCAUUCGACAAACAUGGCGAGCCAAUACUUGGCAAUCAUCUUCAUUGUGUGCGCCUUCUGCUCCAUUGAUGAUACAGGCGCUGCGUCAGGCCCCUGUCCGUUCCCUCCUGAUUGUCGUUGUCGAAGUCCUGCUUGCAGGCCGCCCAACCCAGCCAAGGCUGAUGAAGUCAAGACUCCCCGUAUCGCAGAGGAGCCUGCAGUUCCCAAUUCACUCCGUUACGCCCCCUGAGAAGCCUGGCUUGCUAGGUUGGGAGUUCUGAGUGUUGAAGGUCUUUUGAGUUCUUUAUGUGGAUGUUAGCUACUUGUGGGAAUCACGUCCAAUAAGAUUCUGUUGAGAAAUCAGCUGUUGAAGUGUGUUCUAAGUUUGCAUGUAUGGAGUGUGUUCUAAGUUUGCAUGUAUGAAGUGUGUUCUAAGUUUGCAUGUAUGAGGUUUUUACUCUUUUUUCUUAGUAUUUGAUGCGCGAGACAUUUUGUUUCGUGUAACCUAAUCACGAGUGUGAUUGUCAUAUUUAAUCAAAAAGUAUGUUCGACUCUAGAA